AUGGAUCUUGCAACAAAUGUUCAUAAUUGUCACAGGAUCGUACAGGAUACGGUAGUGGCAAAAACUAGAGUAAUAAGUAUGAAUAAAAGUUGCAUCUCAGACUGCAUAACGUUAAACUACAUAGAUGAGAGUAUAAGAAACGAGUUGCAUCAAGAACAAAACUUCAUAAAUCAAAAAUAAGUAGGACUAGAUACCAAUAAACUUAUGUCUCUGAAAAACAAAAAUCUGCUUAGAUAAGUCAAUUGUGAGCUAAGAAUUCCUUAAUAUUAUCGAGGGAUUUGUCAAGUGGAAUUUGGAUAGUCUUAAUAGUUCUGAUAAAGGAUACUUUACUCUGCUUCAGUUGUCAACACUUGUUUGUGCUUCAAUGGUAUGUAGG
Messenger RNA from Acanthoscelides obtectus, 376 nucleotides. Lineage: Eukaryota; Metazoa; Arthropoda; Insecta; Coleoptera; Chrysomelidae. The record is from the annotation of a GenBank genome assembly.